AUGUCAAAUCUAAUAACACCUAUAAUUUCGACCAUUAGGUCAAGGACAGGUGAACAUGUUCAUACUAUUCUCUCUAAUAAAUCCGAACUAAGAGCAAUCACCAUAGAUCCAAGUAAAGCUCACGACGAAGAUGACUUAUUGGCAGAAAUAGGUUAUAAGCAAGAAUUAAACCGUAACUAUUCUACAAUUCAAAUUUUCGGUAUUGCUUUCUCAAUUAUGGGUCUUCUUCCUUCAAUUUCGUCAACUAUAGCUGUUGGUCUUGAAAUUGGUCCUGUUGGUUUGGUUUGGGGUUGGUUAUGUUCCAGUUGUUUUAUUCUUUGUGUUGGUACUUCAAUGUCUAUUUUAUCAUCUUCUCUUCCAACCCUGGGUGGUUUAUACUACUGGACUAAUUAUUAUGCCCCAGCGCUGCUUAGAGUCCCUUUGAGUUUUAUGAUUGGAUGUAUCAAUGCUCUUGGUUUAAUCGGUGGAUGUUGUUCCAUUAAUUAUGGUUUUGCCUCUGAACUUCUUUCUGCAGUUUACAUCAACAAAGAUGGUGAUUUCACCAUCACAGACCCCAUCAAGUAUGGUGUCUUUUCUGCUACAUGUGUCUCUCAUGUUUUCUUAUGUUGUGCAGCCUCCAAACAAACUGCUUGGUUACAAGCGUUCUCCAUCUACGUUAAUGUUUUCAUUAUUAUUUUGUUUUUAAUUGCAGUUCCCAUUGGCGCUUCAAGAAAUGCAGGCUUCAAUGAUGCCAAGUUUAUCUUUGGUGAACUCUCCAACGUUAGAACGUGGUCUCCAGGUUGGUCUUUUAUGCUUUCCUGGAUGCCAGCUAUCUGGACCAUUGGAGCAUUUGACUCUUGUGUCCAUAUGUCCGAAGAAGCCCGUAACGCUACUAGAGGUGUCCCAAUUGGUAUCAUUGGGUCCAUCAGUGUUUGCGGUAUUUUGGGUUGGAUCAUUUGUAUUGUCGCUUGUGCUGUCAUUAAAGAUGGUGAUGUUGAAGCAGUUUUGAGUUCUGACUCUGGUCAAGUUAUGGCGCAAAUUAUUUAUGAUACUUUGGGUAAAAACUGGGCUGUUGCAUUCAUGUCUCUAAUUGCCUUUGCUCAAUAUCUUAUGGGUGCUUCUAUUUUGACUGCUGCAUCUAGACAAAUUUGGGCUUUUGCAAGAGAUGAUGGUUUGCCAUUCCACAAUUUCGUAAAAGUUGUUAAUCCUACUCUUAAGGUCCCCUUGAGAGCUAUCAUUUUUGGAGGUGCUGCAUCUUUGAUUUGUGGAUUGUUGAUCUUGAUUGGACCAGUUGCUGCAAACGCUCUUUUCUCCUUGGCUAUUUCAAGUUCAUUGUCUUGGGCCACACCUGUAUUAUUAGUUUUGUUGCCUGAAGGACGCUCCCGUUUUAAGCCGGGUUAUUUUUACUUGGGUGAUGUCUUGACUACCAUCAUUCAUAUUAUAACUGUACUGUGGAUUGCAUAUGUUAUUGUGAUGCUGAUGUUCCCAGAUGGAAUUUCAGUGGACAAGGAAACUAUGAACUAUACCUGUGUUAUUAACGUGGGUGUCUGGAUACUCUCGUUGAUUUAUUACUACACAUAUGGCUAUAAGGUUUACCAUGGGCCUAAGUCCAAUAUUGAGGAAUCUAAUUCCAGUCUUGAAGACGAAAAGAUAGAUCAAGUGUUAGAAGGAAAGCAGUAA
[Candida] anglica is the source of this 1659-nucleotide messenger RNA. Lineage: Eukaryota; Fungi; Ascomycota; Pichiomycetes; Serinales; Debaryomycetaceae. The record is from the annotation of a GenBank genome assembly.